Molecule: messenger RNA, 453 nt
Organism: Meloidogyne enterolobii
Lineage: Eukaryota; Metazoa; Nematoda; Chromadorea; Rhabditida; Meloidogynidae
Source: the annotation of a GenBank genome assembly
AUGGAGAAAAAAAUUGGUAAAGAAAAUGAUACUGGAAGCCAAACAUCCUCUCAGAAGGCAAAUUCUCUACCAAGGGAAGGACCUCCAGCAGAGGAAAAUGAAGAUGCAACCCUCAUUGUGCAGCAAGAGGAACAUGAUGUUACUGAUGAAGAUAUUUCGGCUUUAAAAAAAUUGAAGGAUGGAAAAUUAACAAUUGACAAGAAAUUAAAAUUAGAAAUUAAUGUAAAAAUAGAAGAAAUUGAAAAGAAAAUGAUAGGAAUUCUGAACGGAUAUAAAACAGUUGGAGAAAAGAAAGGACAGAUAGGUAAAUGGAAGGUAAUCCUUGAUGAUUGGGAAAAAGAUGCGAGAAAAUCCUUUGAAAAGAAAAUAGAAAUAAAAAAAGAUGAAGAAGGUCACAAGAAGUUGCUUGAAUAUAAACCGCGUGUAUUUGAAUUCCUUAAAGUAAUUAAUUAA